AAAGAUUUAAACAAAAUUGUAAAUAUUAUGAUACAAACGCUAGUUGUUUGUCAAUACCGGAUCAGGUUAUUUUUAGAUAUUUAAAUACAUCCAAUAUCAAUAUUUGUUCCUUGAAAGCAUCAUAUUACUCAUUACGUGAAAUUACCUUUCUACAUGUCUUACCAUGCAUCAUUUCAGUAAAUCAAUUAUCCUCUAACAUUAAAAUUUUAUGAUGUGUACUUUGUAAUUGACAACGACAACGAAGAAGUUAUGAUAUAACUACAGAAUUAACGUCAAUGAUGGCAGAUUCAAUUGCUUUAGAACAUGUAGAGACGCAGGAAAUUCAAGGACAUGCAAUAUUAACCAGAAGGCUCUCAGAUUAUACAACAUUCUACGGUUACAGCGCUUCAUAUACACCUGACGUAGUAAAAGAUGGUGUGAAUAAGGAUGACACCACUAAACCUGAAGAUCUUAGAACCGUCAUCAACGAGUUGAAAUCAGAUCAAGUUGUUGUAGAGCUGGAAAAUGAAAGGGACAGAUAUGAAACAAUUAGAAAAUAUGAUUUAGUAUUGUCUGAUGAUGAACAAACAGGUGCUGAUGGUUAUUUUGAAGUUAACAUUCGUGGAAGUAAAUCAGCAAACAAAAAGAUCAAAGUGUUCAUAUGGCGACCAUUACAGGAUGAUAAGCAGAAAAAGGAAGUGCCAUUUAAACCAUCCCUGUAUCUUAUUUUUGACAGUCCCGAAGAAGACGAAACCGUCAAUACAAUUUCGCUUAUGGAAGAGAUACUUGAUUUUGCGAAAAAGACGAAAUUGCCGUGUCAUAUUGUAAAACAGAGAGUUUUGUUUCACAGUGGUUAUAAAAAGACUGUUAGUAUUCACUAUAAAACAGAUAAGGAUACUAUUGAGGAACUUAUAAAGAAAGGAUUCAAUGAAUUUGAAAAAUUAGACGAGAAUAUAGAAGACGAAAUUCAUUACUUCAGACGAAUGGCAGAGUAUGCAAUUGGAGAGAAAGUGUUGCCAAUUAUUAUAUCCUUAAAAAGAAACUCUAUAAUCAAACAAGAAGUACAAAACACGGCACAAACCUACCAAAUACCUGUCAUUUACUUCAAGCCACAGAAAAACACACAGGAUGUUAAUAUAUUUUGGCCUUCAGACGGCGACGACCAAAACAAUGCAGUCAUAACAGAAUACAAAUCAGAUACUACAAAGCCUUGGCGCGUUAAAAAAAUAAAAGAGAAAAGCACACAGAAAAAAUCAUCGUCAGAUGGCAUUGUACUUCUAUCUGAGAUCCGUUGUGACCUGGAUAUUUUAGUUUCCCAUAUUGUCGUUGGAGGUAUGUACGAAGUAUAG
Messenger RNA from Mytilus trossulus (common blue mussel), 1328 nucleotides. RefSeq lists its product as uncharacterized. The coding region runs from base 276 to 1328 and encodes 350 amino acids. The record is from RefSeq and is a predicted model, not a curated record. The transcript has 10 exons. NCBI's taxonomy places the organism in Eukaryota, Metazoa, Mollusca, Bivalvia, Mytilida, Mytilidae.